Messenger RNA from Drosophila willistoni, 342 nucleotides. Its product is annotated as S-adenosylmethionine decarboxylase proenzyme-like. The coding region runs from base 37 to 342 and encodes 101 amino acids. The record is from RefSeq and is a predicted model, not a curated record. Lineage: Eukaryota; Metazoa; Arthropoda; Insecta; Diptera; Drosophilidae. Gene Ontology annotation, biological process: spermidine biosynthetic process; spermine biosynthetic process. Gene Ontology annotation, molecular function: adenosylmethionine decarboxylase activity. The transcript is spliced from 3 exons. Gene Ontology annotation, cellular component: cytosol.
AUUUUUGUUUUCCUAAUUGAAUACAAGGGAGAAUACAUGACGAUACAUAUAACACCAGAAGAAAACUUUUCCUAUGUCAGCUUUGAAAGCAAUGUGGCACUAAAUAAUUAUCGGAUGUUAAUAAAUCAAGUUGUCCAAACAUUUAAGCCGGGGAAGUUCAUAGUAACCAUAUUUGCAAAUAAGUCUUCGUUGGCGUACGAAACCAUGAAGGGAUUGGAAAUCGAAUACUCGACGCAGUCACAUUGGAAACAAACCGAUAUGCAGUGCUGUAAUUUUCCAUCUUAUAACCUUUAUUCGCACAAUAUUUGUGUUCAACGUCCGGAAGUAUAUGUUGGUGUCUAG